AUGCGCAUUGGCAUGCAGAUGGUGAGUGUUUCCGAGUGUACCUUGGACGUGGUGGUGGACUUCAAUAUUAAGUUAAGUGCUGAUGUUAGUGAUGACGAUGACGUUGACGACGAUGGCAAUGAUAAUAGUGACUCAGAUUUUGCCUUUGGGUAUGCUCCUGUGGACGAUAGUGUAGACGGUACAAAGGGUCUUUCUUGGCCAGCAGAAAUUUGCAACUUUGAACAGAUGUUUUGUAAACAUCAGCUGUUUUACGAAAAGCAGCUGUUAUACGAAAAUACACAAGCUAACAUCAAAAUGGAUAAAAAAGACAAAGAUUUUGAAGAAUUAAUAGAAACUAUUGAUAUAAUUUCCAUCGAGUACGACAAUAUAAUCGUAGCUGGUGAUUUUAAUAGCAACUUGCUUGUUGAGCGCUGUCUUGCCGACUCAAUGCAAACCCUAGGGCUACUUCCUGUGAAUGAUUCCGCACCAACUCACUUCACAAGAAGUAACGCGAGUCUGCUAGAUGUGUUCUUUGUCAGCCAUUUGUCCAAAAUAUCUCUCUACAAUCAGCUAGAUGCCCCCGCAUUCUCCAAGCAUGAUUUGCUUUUCGUCACAUACCACUUCGAAAUUAAUCCCACUGUUUGUACAUCGACAUAUCGCGACUUCAAAAACAUUGACUGGCCACUUCUGCAUCAAAGUUUAGAUGAAGUACCUUGGGAAGAGAUUUUCUAUAUGGAAGGUGUUGACGAACAAGUUUCCUUCCUAAAUCAUAACCUUUGCUCAAUUUACGACACAUUCGUUCCUGUCAAAGUCAUUUAUACUAACAGAAAACAACAGCCAUGGUUUACUCCUGAAAUCAAGCACUUGAUCAGCGUUCGAAAUUUGGCAUAUAAAAGAUGGAAACGUUAUAGACUGCCUACACUGUAUGACACGUUUAAAUCCGCUAGAAGAGAUGUGCUCAAAAAGACUAACGAGUCCAAAAAGCAGUACUAUAAAAGGAAAUUCGAAAAUGCAAUUGAUAGUAAGCGAAAAUGGAAAGAAAUAAGGAACAUCGGAAUUGGAUCGAAAUCCAAUACCAACACUGAUUGUCUUUCUAUCUCUGACCUAGAUGAGAUAAAUGAAAACUUUUUGAAAAUAAAUACUGUGGACCCUGGCACAAACACUUAUUCUAAUAUUUCUACAGCACAGAUUGAAGACACAUUCUCGUUUAGAUGUGUUAGUCCCGAAGAAGUCUUACAAAGUUUUGCAACCAUAAAGUCUGACGCAAUGGGAUUUGAUGGCAUACAUCCUAGAUUUGCCAAAUUGGUACUGCCGAAAAUACUUCCAUUUGUUACACACAUUUAUAACAACAUUCUUACAAAGUCAACGUUCCCAACAGACUGGAAAUUGGCAAAAAUUAUACCGAUACCCAAACAGAAUUCAGAGUUCCGUCCGAUUGCUAUCCUGCCGUUUUUCUCUAAGGCUUUGGAACGUAUUAUAAAUACUCAAAUAGAUGCCUUCCUGAGUUUCAGAGGUCUUUUGAAUGAUAGACAAUCUGGUUUUCGAACAAAAAGAAACUGCUCUACUGUAUUAAUUGACGUUGUGGAAGAAUUGAGACAAAAUAUGGAUAAUAAUAUGGUAUCAUUUCUGGUUUUACUGGACCACAGUAAAGCCUUUGACACAGUGAACCAUGAUAUUCUUAUCUCGAAGCUUGACAGACUUUUCUUUUUCUCCAAACCGGCCUGUAAACUGAUUUCAUCAUACAUUACCGGACGCCGUCAAUCCGUCAAUGUCGGUGAUACAACAUCUGCGGCACUUGAUGUACCUAGAGGUGUUCCGCAGGGCUCUAUCCUUGGUCCCUUACUUUUUUCUGUAUACAUAAAUGAUCUACCUGAUAUUCCAAUGCAUUGUAAUGUGCAAAUGUACGCUGACGAUGUUCAGCUUUUCUCCAGCGCUAAACCAAAUUGCGUACAAUCAUGUAUAAAUAAUAUUAAUUGCGAUCUGAAUGAAAUCCAGAACUGGGCGAGUAAAAAUAGUCUCUGUCUAAAUCCGUCAAAAACUAAACUGAUGAAAAUUCUAAAACGAUCAACCACCCAGAUUCCUCCUGUAAGAGCUACUUUGAACAACUCGGUAAUAGAAACUGUUGAUACAUCCUGCAACCUUGGUGUAAUAUUCAAUUCCAAACUGACUUGGACUAAUCAUAUAAACAAAGCUGUUGGUAAAGUUCAAGGAAUGCUGCGAAAAGAAGAGGUGAAAACCGCCAUAAAUGACAGCACAGACAUGCCUCCGGGCGAUAUGAGCAUACGUCUCACAGCGUCGAAGACAAGGGAACAAAGGAGGGUUUUCGCUCCCGAUCGACGGGGUAAACGCAAUACUAUAGUCAGAGAAACUAAGGAUUGGAAGGAAGGUGCUUCUGAAGUGGACACAUUCAAUGGUAGUGUAAAGGGCCGAACAGAAAUCAAACAGGCUAUGCAUCAAGUGCGGCGUGAAACGACACAUGCUAAAAGAAUGCAGAAAAAAACCGAAAAAUAUUAUCUACUCUAA
Messenger RNA from Stomoxys calcitrans (stable fly), 2502 nucleotides. RefSeq lists its product as uncharacterized. NCBI's taxonomy places the organism in Eukaryota, Metazoa, Arthropoda, Insecta, Diptera, Muscidae. The transcript has 4 exons. The record is from RefSeq and is a predicted model, not a curated record. Bases 1 to 2502 code for a protein of 833 amino acids.